This is a messenger RNA of Gaeumannomyces tritici R3-111a-1, 1263 nucleotides long. RefSeq lists its product as hypothetical. The transcript is spliced from 6 exons. The record is from RefSeq and is a predicted model, not a curated record. The coding region runs from base 211 to 1263 and encodes 350 amino acids. Lineage: Eukaryota; Fungi; Ascomycota; Sordariomycetes; Magnaporthales; Magnaporthaceae.
GGACCAGUGCCACGUCGGCGCUGAGCGCGGCGGCGUGAAGCAUGUUUCUCCCCAGGCGGUCGUGCGUGGCGCCCGGAGAGAUGUCCGCGUCGUACCGCUCCAGGAGCUUGACGACGUCGAGCGCCCCGCCCCGGCGCGUGCACGCGCCCCGUUGCCGAUAUUCAUUGGCAGGUAGCACAAGCAACGUCGCUCCAGAACGUGAAGAUCAUCAUGCCCACGGUCCCGGGGAACAACCAACAGGGAAUCUUUAUGGAAAACGGCAGCGGCGGUUGGAUGAGCGAUCUGGAGUUCACAGGCGGCGCCAUCGGUGCAUAUGUCGAGAAACAGCAGUUCACCGUCCGCAACCUCAAGUUUUCGAACCCGCAGAAGUUUGCCGUCCACAUCCAUUGGGACUGGGGCUGGGCUUGGAAGGAUCUUGAUAUAUCCGGCGCCCCGGUUGCAGUCUUGCAAGCUAGUGCGGCCAUCACCAUGAGCCUCUUCAACAUCAAGACGACCAACGUGCUCAAUGUCGUCAAGUACGAUGAAGGCGCAACGCUCCUAGCCGGCUCGGCCGGCACUACCGACGUCACUGCUUGGGGCGUAGGCAAGCGCUACCACACUACCACCGGCGAUGCUUCUAGAGCCUUGCAGGACGGUGCAGCCUACCCCCGCGUCCCAAAAAUCAUGGGCUCUCUACUAAAGAGCCCCGGGGAUCAGGCGUCAGGCAUCUUCGAGAGGUCCAAGCCCCAGUACGACGACCUUCAGUACGCGGACUUUAUCAACAUCCUGUACGCCCCGUACAGCGCGCGAGGCGACGGUUCGACCGGCAGCACGGCUGCUCUAAACCGUGCCUUCGCUGUGGCCGCCGCAUCUAAUAAGGUCCUGUGGAUCCCAGCGGGUAGCUAUAUCGUUACCGGUACCGUUGGCCUGCUGUUUACGGUCCGUAGCGCGACCGCAGGCGCUGUACUUCUCGAGUGGAACAUCCACGAGUCGUUCCCCGGAUCGGCUGCCCUGUGGGACAUGCACAUCCGCGUGGGCGGCGCCAAGAGCUCGGAGCUGCAGGCCAGCGACUGCCCCAAGCUGACAGGGGCUGUCAACCCCAAGUGGGUUGCGGACCACGAUCUCGAGAUCGUGGCCCAGACCCGGAUGGACAUUUAUGUCGCGAGGGGUGUCCUGAUCGAGAGCACGGGGCCUGUCUGGCUUUACGGCACCGCUAGCGAGCACUGCGUCUUAUACCAAUACCAGCUGUUGGAUGCCGCUAACGUGUUUAUGGGCAUGGUCUGA